AUGCCAUCAAAGAUCUUCACCUCCGACGACAUCCUCGACCUAAUCCACUCUUUCGAAUCAAGCAAACCAUGGAAUAAAACCGACGAAAAACCACCCCUAAUACGCAAUACCUCCUCCAGCUAUCUCUUCAAAACACAGAUUCUUGCCAAUCGACUCUCUCAAGUGCUGAGCGAGUCCGAUCGUAAGACAUCAUUCUCGAAAACGAAACUAGCCCAAAUUCUGGAUAUCGACACAGAGGGUUUAGAAAUCUUAUUACGAUCUCCAGCAUGUGAAGUCAAAUUUGAUCAAAGGGGAAAUAUACUUCCUGUUGCAUUACUCAAAAGGAUCAAAUCUUCUCUGCAAGAUCUGAUUAACACGCGGAUCGUGGACCUCAACAGAUUCGCCCGCGAGCAUGAUCUAGAUUUGCAUGUACUCAAAGCUCUGGUCCGAGAUGAAAUACCUUCUUGGAGAAAACUCGCUUUGGAUGGUACAUCGCCGAAACUCGAUGAGCUGUAUUACAGUGCCGACGCAGGCAAAAGGCUACAUAACAUACUAUCAACACACGUGCAAUCUGCAGAUUCGGCUUCAAUUAAAACUGACAUCACUGCACUUCCGGAAUUCUCGGAGUAUGCAAUCGAAGUGGUGCGUGCAGUCUGGAAUGAUGGAGAUGGGAAGGAACCCAGGGGAACGUUCGUGGUGGAAGGAGGACAUGUCGUGUAUGUCCCGGAUGGCUUUGUACAAGCGGAAGAGCGACGGCGGCGUGAGAUUGUCGAUGCACAUAUCGAAGAGAUUCUGGCGGUUGUAGCGCAGGAGGACUUCUGCGUUCUUGCGGCUGGCGAUGUAAUAUUGCGAGAUGCCAUUGCGAGUAAAGCUGGAGAGGAGGUGGCUUUGGUUUCCACACUGGAGCAAGACGCGAAGUCAGCGAAACGAGCGCAGACGAAGGAGAAAGUCUAUGUAGUUCGCAGCGCGGCUGUGGAGGGUUCUUUGGCGAAGUUGAAGAAUUUCGUCGACGAAAUCAUCCGAACUAGAUGGGCUUCGGGAGAGCGCAAGUUCGAUUUGGGUGAGAUGAUGCGGAACCUGAAAUCAGGAAAAGGACGAAUUCAUUCGCCUCUGGACCAGGUCAUCAUCGGUAGUGGAAGCUACUCCUCCGAGCUGGAGGCACAACUGCGCACAACGACAGCCGCAUGUGAGGCCGCAGACCACGAGACAUACAUCCAGCUCCUAAUCGACCGGCUCCUGAUCCCAGUCCAGCUCUACUCAGCAGGCCUCGACAUCGUGCACGACGAAUCGCUAAAAGCACGACUAAGCACCUACGCCACUUCCCACCUUCUCAGCGAAACAGACUCGCUAGCCGCCGAUUUCAAAGCACAACAAUUACUCACCGGGCCUCGCGAGCGUGAUUUUACCAAAUUCCGGAGCGCAGCCGCCACCGAAAUCUCAGCUCUGCCCGCCCUUCAUACCGCAGCAACAAAGCUCGCCAAGAAAGCCAAAUGGGACGCACAGCCACCCUCAGCCACGCGAACUCGAGAAAUCAAGACCAAAAUCCUCCAACGGACCGCACACGCCAUGAAACCCUCAUCGACAGCCCGUCCAUCAGAUGUUCUCCAACGUGCACUUUGGAUCCUCCUCGGCGUCGCGAAUGAAGGCGUGUUCAUCAGUGCGGGCAAGGAUACGAGUCGGAUGAUUGCUUUGUAUGAGAGUAUUCCCAACGCGGAUGAAAUGAUGGUGGAGAAAUUGAGGGUUCUUAGGGAUAAGCUUAAGAAGGGUGAGGCUGUUGACGACGAGGUCAGGGAGACGAGGGAGCUGGUUAGGAAGCGGGUUGAGGAGUUCGUGAAGGGGAAUUAG
Dissoconium aciculare CBS 342.82 is the source of this 1824-nucleotide messenger RNA. RefSeq lists its product as uncharacterized. The record is from RefSeq and is a predicted model, not a curated record. Bases 1 to 1824 code for a protein of 607 amino acids. The transcript has a single exon. NCBI's taxonomy places the organism in Eukaryota, Fungi, Ascomycota, Dothideomycetes, Mycosphaerellales, Dissoconiaceae.